Molecule: messenger RNA, 429 nt
Organism: Peniophora sp. CBMAI 1063
Lineage: Eukaryota; Fungi; Basidiomycota; Agaricomycetes; Russulales; Peniophoraceae
Source: the annotation of a GenBank genome assembly
AUGUUCGGCCUCGCCCCUGUUUGCACGCUUGCUCUGCUCGCCGCCUCCGGCAUCGCCGGCCCCGUCAGGACGAAGACUGCGCUGGACGCACACCCAAGCUCAACGAUGGCCGUCGAGGCGCGCUACGAGAGCUACGGCCCGCCGCCCCCGCCCCCUGCACCCUCGUGCAAUACUGGCGAGCUCCAGUGCUGUAACUCCGUGCAAGAUUCGAGCUCCAAGGGCAUCACCGAUCUUCUCGACGAGUCCCUGCUCAGCCUCUUACCGCUCGGCUUCGCAAACAGCAAUACCCAGGUCGGCGUGACAUGCGAUCCCAUCGUACCCGAAGUUGGCGCAGCAAGUCAAUGCAACCAGCAAACUGUCUGCUGCGACAACACCUCCUUCCAAGGAAUCAUCGCGUUGGGAUGCAUGCCUAUCAACCUUGCGCUAUGA